GCGUUCCGCCCGGGCAGCUUAAAGACGGCGGUCUGUUCUUUUGUAUGGCAGCAUGAAAAUGUAAAAAACUAUGCGCACGCACAAAAUGCCAGGCGCGCCUUUUGGCGGGAAAUUUGUUAGCGUGACGAAUGUUGCAAAUAAAAUCAAGGGGUUAUUUUUAACUUUAAAGCCCAUUAAUUGUUUUGUUUGGGAAACUUGCGUGGUGAAAUGUCUUCACGGAAAUGUUACGUUUGUAACAGCAAAACAACUUCCCGUUGGUUCCGUAUUUCUGAGGAAAUCGUCGAAGAUGUACGUAAAUGCUUCAACGUCGAAGAAAUUGAAAGCCAGGAGGACCUAUGUGCUUCGUGUAGACGAAAUUUAACUCGGUGGCGUGAAUGCCCAACAAACGCCAGCAAAUAUUUCGUUUCAGUUAAUUCAAGAGGACAACCCUGUAUUAACAAAUCGACAGUAGCUCGGAAAAAUCGCAAGACUGCGUUACUGCGAAGCACUUCGCCUUCCCAUGAGUUAUCGCUUCUUGUGACUUUGCCCGAAGACUUGUUUUUGUUUAUCGCUGGGUUUCUCAGCGUGUCAGACGUUUCGAGGCUGCGACAGACUUGCAGCUAUGCAAAUCAAAUUUGCCAGUUCAACAUCCUCUGGAAACUCUUGUUAAGACGCGACUUCCCCGAACAGCUAAGUGAUCUCGACGAAACAGUUCUUUCCAACUCUUUUCUUUCUUACAAAGUUCUCUUCAAGUCUAAACGCUCGUGGGAAGGUCAUCAUGCGGCGAUUUCCGACCGUGCUAAAGAGCUCGCUUCAAAGGAAAUAAAACUUUUGGAGGAAAACCAAGUUGCCCAACAUCGCUUAAGCAACCUAAAAGCAAGGCUUCAAUCACUCCAGAAUGAUCAAGAUCCAAGAACGCCAGUCACCAAACUACAAGAGCAGGUAUUUUUGAGCAUUCUCAAAAAGAAGACUGGGCAAAGUCAAGACGGCUUUGUGUAUGCCCAUCAAGAGAGAGGGAAACCAAUGAAGUUACUUAGAGUUAGUCAGCCACAAAUAGGUAGCUCAAGUGCAUCUGCCAGUACAUUGAAAAAGAGAAGCCAGGUCAUCGAAAAACUUGCAGAAAAUUUGUCAUCACCAAGUACAUGUACAAGUACAGCAGAAAAUGAUGUAAUUCACCAGACAGCCAUUUCUAUUCGCCGAAAACAACAACAGUUCAUCAAUUCAUUUAAGGAAGGUGGAGUAAACAUCAUACAGUCAUUCACUUUGAACCAGGUUGCAGAACUUAAGACUCACAUGCCCAUGGAAAUGUUGAAAAUGAUUAAAAGAACCUUCAAAGAAGCACUUGGUAAGCAUAGUUGUAUACAAACAACACACUUUAUCUAUCUAACAUCAUUUAAACAGGCAUGUACAUCAUUCAUUGCUAUUUCAACAAUGCCAAUACAGAAGUGAGAAAAGCAAAGUAACUUUAUCUACAUUGUACACUACCUAAAAACUAUUAGUAUAAAUCUACCAGUGUUCUAUCAUGAAUGCUGUUCUCUGAUUGGCUAUGCUACUCACUAUAUAUUCUGUGAUAGAGUGAGUAGCAUAGCAGUGCACCCUUGUUUCAAAAUGACGGCCGCUUCUUGACAUUUUUGGAGUGUCUCUGAAGAGGACUUGGAUAAAGUUUUGAACAACUAGUAGAUUUAUACUAAAACAAUUAGAUUACAUGUAUUCACUCUCGAUUUCUAUGUGUGAUAGUUGGCUCGGCCUUUGGCCCAUUGACUAUCAUGCGAUAGAAAUCUCGAGCUCAUAAUCUAAUUGUUUAAUAUAGGUGCGAUGUCAAGGUAAACCUAAUGCAGGUAGUGUACAAAACUCAUAUAAAAAGAUAAUGACAAGCACAAGUACAGUACAAAUAAUAUGUUUCCUGAAAGUAGAAAAAAAAAUGGGCUCUUCCAAUAUACAUGUACUUAUGUUUGCUUUAAAUCGUUUCACUCCCAGGAGAAAUAAGUAUAUUAAAUUAUUCUCUUUAACAAUUUUACAAUGCCAUGUAGGCAGGUAUAGAGAAUUGAAAAAAAGAAAACCAGCCAGGGUAUAUAGUCUUGACAUAACACCAAAUUUUCAGGACAAGUUCAGAUCUUGAAGUGGAAGGGCUAGAACUGGAUUUG
Orbicella faveolata is the source of this 2123-nucleotide messenger RNA. RefSeq lists its product as uncharacterized. The record is from RefSeq and is a predicted model, not a curated record. Gene Ontology annotation, molecular function: protein binding. NCBI's taxonomy places the organism in Eukaryota, Metazoa, Cnidaria, Anthozoa, Scleractinia, Merulinidae.